AUGGCGGGAGCGAUUAGGGUGAAGCAACUGUUUGUAUGCUCUUCGAUUCUCGCGAAUAACAACAACAAGUCUCUAUUACGCCUCCCUCGGCGUAGUAUCAAUGUAAUUGCGGGAAAUCUCAGUUCGAGCGAGAUGAAGAAGAAGGAGAAAGAGAAGAGGAAGAGGAGGAAAGAGAUUGAGGUCUCUAAAGCGACGGCUGAAGCAGUGGUGAAUAAGGAAAAGAGGAGGACACGGUCUAGCAGAGAGUAUGAGAUCGCCGACGGCGGCGAGCUUCCGUCCUCGCAUGUGCCUGUGCUCAUCGGAGAAGUUAUCGACGUUUUCUCUUCCGUUCGCUUGCGAAGCUUUGUGGAUUGCACACUUGGCGCCGCCGGUCACUCUUCUUCUAUAAUUCAAAGCCACUCUGAAUUGAAGCAUUUUGUUGGAAUGGAUGUUGAUCCAGUGGCUCGGAAACUGGGUCAAUUUCAUAUUGAUUCUCUCAUGCAUCCAACUUUAAAGGCUUCUGUGGUGUUGAAGAACUUCAAAUACAUCAAAUCUGCAAUCGCUGCUACACAUCCGGAAUUGUUAGAUGUAGGUGUUGAUGGCAUUCUUAUGGACUUGGGGAUGUCAUCUAUGCAGGUAAACAAUCCUGAAAGAGGGUUUAGCGUUCUCCAAGAGGGACCUCUUGAUAUGCGGAUGGAUCCUCAGGCGACUCUGAAAGCGGAAGAUAUAGUGAAUUCUUGGCCAGAAUCUGAACUGGGGAGAGUCCUACGAGAUUAUGGGGAAGAAAGCAAUUGGUAUUUACUUCAAAAUAGAAUUGUCAAGGCUCGGCUUAACGGUGGGUUACAUUCUACUGGUGAACUGGUGGAUCUCAUUCGGGGCAUGUCACCACCAAGCAGAGGAGGUAGACAGGGUUGGAUAAAGACUGCAACACGUGUGUUUCAAGGGCUAAGGAUUGCAGUGAACGACGAACUCAAGACGCUACAAAACUCUCUACACUCAUCCUUCGAUGUUCUCUCUCCAGGUGGGAGACUAGCAGUCAUUUCCUUCCACAGUCUGGAGGAUCGGGUUGUCAAACAAACGUUCCUCGAGAUGUUGGGGUUUCAAAGGGAAGAAGCAAACACAGAGGUGUGUGUAAAACCGGAAAAGCAAGUCGAGGAAAGUAUAGACAAGGAAUUAAAAGAGAAAGAAGCGUGGAUCAAACAGACUGUGAUUAGUUCCAAAGGAGUAAUACUGACAAAGAGACCAAUCACGCCUUCAGAGGAAGAGGAGAAACUGAAUCGCAGAGCAAGAAGUGCUAAGUUAAGAGUGAUUCAGAAGUUGUGA
This is a messenger RNA of Microthlaspi erraticum, 1302 nucleotides long. Lineage: Eukaryota; Viridiplantae; Streptophyta; Magnoliopsida; Brassicales; Brassicaceae. The record is from the annotation of a GenBank genome assembly.